CCCUCUCCAAUGAACUUGCCAAAUUUGUCUUUGAAAUACUGGCAGUAGAAUCAACAUUGACAUCGCCAGUGUGUCAACCUGACGUUGUAUCAUCCUGUAGUGGAAAUCUUAUUUCUCGUCAUAAUGUGAAGAUUUUGAUCUCACUAGUGACUGUUGAGCAACUUACACAAGCUACUUUUAUUUCAGGUGUCCCGUUUAAGAGAAAAGUCAGAAGACAAGAUGUUCUACACUUUACAAGCCGCCAUAUUUUUGGUAGUAGCAACCAGUAGUGAAGCCCUGCAUCCUGACUAUUGUCGGUUGCCAUCUCAGGCUGGGCCCUGUCGAGCGUCUUUUACAAGGUUCUAUUUUGACACCAAUACACAAGACUGCAAAGAAUUUAUUUACGGAGGCUGCAAUGGAAACGCCAACAACUUCCAGACAAUGGCAGAGUGCCGGGCUGCUUGUGUGUGCAAUCUAAACUACACUAACGCAUUGAUCUGCAUGCCACCGUACUUUCAAAAUACUUUCAACUAUACCCAGGCUAGCUGCUACGCGGCAGUGAACGGCGCCUGCAGCGCUGUCAAAAAGUCGUUUCCCAGUUAUCGCGACUGCCUUGACACGUGCGCCACGUCUGCUUGUUUUCAUAGCCCGACAUCGAGGCUGUGUCGUCCUGCCCAGACCCAGUACUUCUAUAACAUGACUUCAAGAGUGUGUGAGAAGUUCCUCUACGGCGGAUGUGACGGCAACCCCAACAGAUUCAACACUUUGGAAGAAUGCAACAAGCAGUGCACUGUGCCCGUCUCUUCCUACAGCAGCCGAUCAAGGGUAUGCUCCCUGCCUUCGGCUAGCGGUCCGUGCCUCGCCUACAUGCCCCGCUAUUUCUACAACAGCAAGACGCAGGCGUGCGAGCCAUUCGUCUACGGGGGUUGUCAAGGAAACGAAAACAGCUUCGAGACUGAAGAGGAGUGCAGAAAAUUUUGCACACUGUCCGACCGAUCGUUGGGAGUGGGGGAUGGUGAGUUUAGGGCAAGGCGAUCUAUCGAGUCGUCUGCUGAUGAAUGUCUCCUACCGCCAGACACGGGAAUGUGCCGCGCAUAUAUUGAAGCCUUCUACUUCAACAGUACCACAAAAACGUGCGAAAGGUUUGUUUACGGCGGUUGCGAUGGCAACAGAAACAAUUUCCGCUCCCCCAGUGAAUGCUAUGCCACAUGCCAUCACUAUAUCGUAAAUGAAGGACCAACAUCCCAAGAGAAUAUCAGCAAUGACAGUGAUAAAGGUCCCACAACUCCUUUGCCCAGCCAGAUUUGAAGAUUUGGCCUUCCUGCCCUGAGUCAAACUAAGCUAAACAGAGACCUGGCUGAAACUAUCAUUGUCAGAUUGACAACUGAUACUUCUGAUGCAGCAGUACUUACAAAUUGUCUUAGAAACACAUCUAAUGUGGAAGACUUGAACGCAAUGUGCAAAGUGAUUAGAACAAACAAUGUUCAUUUUUUACUGAAUAAAUACAAAACAUCA
This is a messenger RNA of Biomphalaria glabrata, 1494 nucleotides long. Its product is annotated as actinia tenebrosa protease inhibitors-like. Gene Ontology annotation, molecular function: serine-type endopeptidase inhibitor activity. The coding region runs from base 220 to 1287 and encodes 355 amino acids. The record is from RefSeq and is a predicted model, not a curated record. The transcript is spliced from 3 exons. Lineage: Eukaryota; Metazoa; Mollusca; Gastropoda; Planorbidae.